This is a messenger RNA of Mauremys reevesii (Reeves's turtle), 1828 nucleotides long. It is a transcript of the gene PRPH, whose product is annotated as peripherin. NCBI's taxonomy places the organism in Eukaryota, Metazoa, Chordata, Testudines, Geoemydidae. Gene Ontology annotation, cellular component: plasma membrane; axon; type III intermediate filament. The record is from RefSeq and is a predicted model, not a curated record.
CCGCGCCAGGAUCCGGAUCGGGGCCGCAGCCAUGAGCGCCCGGGCCACCUCGUACCGCCGCGCCUUCGGGCCGCCGCCGCUGCUCUCGCCGGGCUCCUACUCCUACUCCUCCGCCUCCGCCUCGUCCCGCCUGUCCGCCGCGCGCCUGCUGGGCUCGGGGCCCGGGGCGCCCGCGCAGUGGGUGCGCGGCUCGCUGCGCGCCGCGCAACCGGCCCGCCUGGCCCCGGGCGCCGAGCGGCUGGACUGGGCGCUGGCCGAGGCGCUGAACCGCGAGUUCCUGGCCACCCGCGGCAACGAGAAGGCGGAGCUGCAGGAGCUCAACGACCGCUUCGCCAGCUUCAUCGAGAAGGUGCGCGCCCUGGAGACGCACAACGCGGCGCUGCGCGCCCAGCUGGGCCAGGCGCAGGCCCGCGAGCCCGCGCGCGCCGCCGACCUGUGCCAGGACGAGCUGCGGGACCUGCGGCGCCAGGUGGAGCAGCUGGGCCAGGAGCGCGACCGCGCGCAGGUGGAGCGGGACAACCUGGCCGAGGACCUGGCCGCGCUCAAGCAGAGGCUGGAGGAGGAGAUACACAGGCGUGAGGAUGCAGAGAACAACCUGGUGCUGUUCCGGAAGGACGUGGACGACGCCACCCUCUCCCGCCUGGAGCUGGAACGCAAGAUCGAGUCGCUGAUGGACGAGAUCGAGUUCCUGAAGAAGCUGCACGAAGAGGAGCUGCGUGACCUGCAGGUGAGCGUUCAAAGCCAGCAGGUGCAGGUGCAGGUGGAGAUGGAGACGGUCAAGCCGGACCUGACGGCCGCGCUGCGUGACAUCCGCACCCAGUACGAGAGCAUCGCGGUGAAGAACCUGCAGGAGUCCGAGGAGUGGUACAAGUCCAAGUUUGCUGACCUGUCGGACGCGGCCAACCGGAACCACGAGGCGCUGCGCCAGGCCAAGCAGGAGAUGAACGAGUCCCGGAGGCAGAUCCAGAGCCUGACCUGCGAGGUGGACGGGCUGAAGGGAACCAAUGAGGCGCUGCUGCGCCAGAUGCGGCAGCUGGAGGACCAGUACGGGGUGGAGGUCGGCAGCUACCAGGACACGGUGGGGCGGCUGGAGCAGGAGAUCCAGCACCUGAAGGAGGAGAUGGCGCGGCACCUGCGUGAGUACCAGGACCUGCUCAACGUCAAGAUGGCGCUGGACAUCGAGAUCGCCACCUACCGCAAGCUGCUGGAGGGCGAGGAGAACAGGAUCACGAUCCCCAUCCACUCGCUGGCCUCCCUCAGCAUGAAAACGUCGGUGCCUGAGCCGGAGCAGACCAUGGAGAGCCACACCAGGAAAAUGGUUCUGAUCAAAACCAUUGAGACCCGGAAUGGAGAGGUGGUGACUGAGUCGAGGAAGGAGCAGAGAAGUGAGCUGGACAAGUGAUCCCGGCGCCAGGCCUCUGCCCUGGACCCAGGCGAUGGCGUGAAACUGCGAGACCCCUGCUACAGCCCCCCACCUGCUCCUAGCCACACUGGCCUUAGUACUACUGAUACCUCUGCCGCCCUGCCCAGUCCUCCCAGCCUGCCCACCCUCGUGCUCCCGGAGGGGGGAGCUCAGCCGUACCCACUCACAGCCCAGGGCAGCGGCUCCCACCAGGAAAGGAGCGAGGGGGCCUGCCUCCUGCUCCCCCAUCCCUUUGCCCCUCUCACCUCUGGCCCUCCCCUGUCCUAUGCCCUUGGAUCUGACCUGGCUGCUUUUCCUGCCCCGCCUCAGCCCCAGCUCUGCCUUGGGGGGCAGGGACCUUCCCAGACUACAUGUACUGAGCUGGUAAAGCAGCAUCCUGGCUCCCCCUCCAGCCACUGCCCAUGU